This is a messenger RNA of Closterium sp. NIES-65, 1215 nucleotides long. Lineage: Eukaryota; Viridiplantae; Streptophyta; Zygnematophyceae; Desmidiales; Closteriaceae. The record is from the annotation of a GenBank genome assembly.
AUGCGCGCGGUCGGUGGGGGGAAGCGAGCGCGCCUCGAGAUCCAUCUGGCGAAUCUGGAGGAGGGGGGAAGAAGGAAUAUGUGCGGCGGGAAGGAGAGCAGCGGGGCGGGGAGGAGAGCAGCGGGGCGGGGAGGAGAGCAGCGGGGCGGGGAGGAGAGCAGCGGGGCGGGGAGGAGAGCAGCGGGGCGGGGAGGAGAGCAGCGGGGCGGGGAGGAGAGCAGCGGGGCGGGGAGGAGAGCAGCGGGGCGGGGAGGAGAGCAGCGGGGCGGGGAGGAGAGCAGCGGAGCGGGGAGGAGAGCAGCGGGGCGGGGAGGAGAGCAGCGGGGCGGGGAGGAGAGCAGCGGGGCGGGGAGGAGAGCAGCGGGGCGGGGAGGAGAGCAGCGAGGCGGGGAGGAGAGCAGCGGGGUGGGGAGGAGAGCAGCGAGGCGGGGAGGAGAGCAGCGGGGCGGGGAGGAGAGCAGCGGGGCGGGGAGGAGAGCAGUGGGGCGGGGAGGAGAGCAGCGGGGCGGGGAGGAGAGCAGCGGGGCGGGGAGGAGAGCAGCGGGGCGGGGAGGAGAGCAGCGGGGCGGGGAGGAGAGCAGCGGGGCGGGGAGGAGAGCAGCGGGGUGGGGACUGAAGAGCGGAGGGACGAACGAGGUGGCGAACAUAAGAGAGAGCCUUGGAGGACUCGAAGAGGGUGCGGGGGGAGCGGCGGCGACGUACCAUUCCGCUGCCCCGCGCAUCGAGUGCCACUGCCCCACUGCCCCGCACGUCGCACGCCACUGCCCUGCUGCCCCGCGCAUCGUGCUCGGCGUGCUGCCAUGCGUGCCGCAUGCGCUGCCUCGCGCCUCGCUCAACCUGCUGCCCCGUGCCCCGCGCGCCCUGCUGCCCUACACGCUCGCGCGCCCUCCUGCCCCGCGCGCCGCGCGCCCUGCUGCCUUGCGCCCCGUGCGUCCUACUCUAGGCGCCCUAAGCACCCUGCUGCCACGUGCCUGCCAACGCGCGCGGCUGCGCCGUGCCUGCUCGUUCACUGCCGCUACAGCUGCCACUGCGACUACCGCUACACCGGCUGCCACCGCUGCAGCUGCCUAUAUCGCUGCAGCCGCAGCAACCGCCACUGCUGCCCCUGCAAUUGCCGCUACAGCUUCCUCCGCCGCAGUCGCUACUGCCACCCUUGCGCCGCCGCUGCUGACUGCCAUUGCCUGUCAUGGCCACUAUCACUGUCCUAGAGGUUGA